AUGGUGUCGGUGUGCUGUGUUACCUGCGCCGCUUCGGAUAGUGACAGCGGGGCUAAGGCACCUCAACUGGUGCCCGCAUCACCACCUCCGCCGCCGCUUGCCGCGCUUGCCUUCAGCCAUGACGGCACUCGGGCGGCCUACGCGGUGCGUCGCGGGAAGGCGCUCCCACGGUAUGGCGAACGUGAGGAUUCGUGCUCUAUCUUCAUCGCCAAGACGGACACUCCGGCGCAUUGCGCGUCCAGCACUUCGAGCGGACCCGGCGCUGCUGUCGCUCCCUUCGCGCAGUGGACCGUGCUGCAGGUGCUUACCGGCAGUCACGACGCGCCCAUCACCGCGUUGGCAUGGUGCCAACGCACAGGUGCCCUCCUCUCUACCAGUGCGGACCGCGGCGCAUGUGUCUGGGUGCCGCGCGCGGGCGCUGCCGCUGCCGCUGCCGCUGCUGCUUCAAAGGAAGCGAACAGUGCUGCUGAUGUCGGGGGCGGAAGCGCGAACUCUCCUGCGACUGUCGCAGCAGAUGUGCCGUUUCGUGCGGUGCCGCAGCUGGUCAUACUGAGCACUGAGGUGCGCCUGUGUCCGACCUGUGUGGCAUGGAGCGCGGAAGGGGCGAAGCUGUACAUCGGCACCUCUGGCGGCACCGUCGCCGUUGGCCGCUACGACACGCGGCAUAAGUGGUGGAUCUGCCGCCUCCUCAGCGACCAUCGCCGCACUACGCUUGUUGACCCAUCAGUUGAGACCGCGGCGCCAUCGUCGACGCGCGCGUGCUCGGUCACGGCACUGGCGGCGCAUCCUGUCGACAACACGAGACUUGCUGUAGCGCGCCUUGAUGGCACGGUGCAAGUCCUCUCUACACACAUCAAGAGUGUGGAUGGAGCGCUUGGAAGCGCUGGACGAGGUACGAGUGACCGCAACGUGGGCGCAACUGCGAAGCCUUUCCAUCAUGUGUACCUAUCGCACCUCCUACCUUGCUGGGUGCACGGAGUGGCCUGGAGCCCGUCGGGGCAGCAGCUGGCAGUGGUGGGUCAUGACAGCGGUCUCCAUACGUGGGACUGGGGUCCUGUGCGAUCCCCGUCACUGGGAGGGGAGUGCAGCAGCAAUGACGACUGCUCCGGUGCCGGCUCUGACAAGUGCGAAGCAGUGCGCACAGUAACGUGGCUUCGUCAGCUGCCGCUGCUCCGAUGCGAGUUCGUUUCGGAAGACGUACUCGUGGCAGCCGGGUUCGAGGGACGUCUGUACGCCUUCGAGUCGACUGCAGCGUCACCAAAGCCGGGCGUCCAGAGGCAGCGAACGUGGAAGCUGGUGCCGGAGGACGCGGCGACGCAACGGGUGGAGGGCUUGGCGCAGCUGCCGCGCCGUGAAACAGCGCAUGUGGCUGCCAACGACAGAGAGAAGACGGCGGCCGCUUGCGGCCGGCACACUCUGCCUUUGCAGAGAGCUACUACUGCUGCCAUGGGCGUCGUCACUCAUGAGGGUCAGCAGCCGCCAGCACGAAUUGUAGGCGAGUCACAGGCCGCCGUCGAUGGGGCGCUAGUGGCCAAGUCGGUGCGUCAAGUGGCAUUGGACUUCUUCGAGCGCGGCCGUGCGGCGGUAGCUGCCGAUGCUGUUGUGGCGACAUCCGCCCGCGGGCGAUCAUCGGUGGCAGGCACACAUAGCUCGACAGAGAACAACGCGGCGGAUCACGCAACGGGUGCGGCACGGCAACACGUCACCGAGCAUCCUCCACACACAUCGCCCAUUAGCCUGCUGGUGCGCAUUCCGUCGGGCAAGAAAUCCGCCGCCGCUGAGUCGAUGGACGCCACCUUCGUGUCGGCAGGGCACGACAGCCGCGUGCACCUCUGGCGAGUGCGCCACACGACCCUAACGCGCAGUAAGGACGUACCCGUGUCCCCCUGA
Messenger RNA from Leishmania major strain Friedlin, 1890 nucleotides. It is a transcript of the gene ARPC1, whose product is annotated as putative ARP2/3 complex subunit. Gene Ontology annotation, biological process: Arp2/3 complex-mediated actin nucleation. Gene Ontology annotation, molecular function: actin filament binding. Gene Ontology annotation, cellular component: Arp2/3 protein complex; actin cytoskeleton. The record is from RefSeq and is a predicted model, not a curated record. The transcript has a single exon. The coding region runs from base 1 to 1890 and encodes 629 amino acids. NCBI's taxonomy places the organism in Eukaryota, Euglenozoa, Kinetoplastea, Trypanosomatida, Trypanosomatidae.